Messenger RNA from Periophthalmus magnuspinnatus, 1891 nucleotides. Its product is annotated as SUMO-conjugating enzyme UBC9-like. The coding region runs from base 338 to 814 and encodes 158 amino acids. Gene Ontology annotation, biological process: protein sumoylation. Lineage: Eukaryota; Metazoa; Chordata; Actinopteri; Gobiiformes; Gobiidae. Gene Ontology annotation, molecular function: SUMO conjugating enzyme activity. The record is from RefSeq and is a predicted model, not a curated record. Gene Ontology annotation, cellular component: nucleus. The transcript has 7 exons.
GGGUCCUUUGGUGUAAGCUAGCUCCGUGUAUGCUAGCUCCGUGUAUGCUAGCCUCAGAGUCUCCACAGCUGCACACUUUCGCACAUUUCCUGCUCCCUGUAGACUGCGUCCAUAUUAUUAGUCCAGGGUAAUGUUGAAAUAGCAGUAAGUUGUCGCUUUGUUAAAUUCCCAUCUACAAAAACCGCUGUUGUUUCCAGACGUCGAAGGCUGUGUUAUUUUUGUUAGCCUCCAUUAGCAUCCGCCGCGUUAGCUUUAGCCAAACCAAACCAAACAAGGUUAUAUUUGUUAUUAAGCCCCCGUAUUAAACACUAUAAGAGGGAGGCGUUAAUGAGCAGUCAUGUCGGGUAUCGCUUUGAGCAGACUGUCCCAGGAGCGUAAAGCCUGGAGGAAAGACCACCCAUUUGGUUUUGUUGCUGUGCCUACCAAGAACCCAGAUGGGACAAUGAACCUCAUGAACUGGGAAUGUGCCAUCCCGGGGAAGAAAGGAACCUUGUGGGAGGGCGGCCUUUACAAACUCCGAAUGCUGUUCAAAGAUGACUACCCAUCUUCUCCACCAAAAUGCAAGUUUGAGCCCCCAAUCUUCCACCCAAAUGUCUACCCAUCAGGCACUGUGUGUCUCUCCAUCCUGGAGGAAGACAAGGACUGGAGGCCGGCUAUCACCAUCAAACAGAUUCUUUUGGGAAUCCAAGAACUGCUGAAUGAGCCAAAUAUCCAAGACCCGGCCCAAGCAGAGGCAUACACGAUUUACUGUCAGAACAGGAUGGACUAUGAGAAGCGCGUCCGGGCACAGGCCAAGAAGUUUGCUCCUACAUAAAGAAGCACUGGCCUGUGUCCUGCCUGAGCUGAGAGGCAGGCAGCUUCGGAAGGACCACUCCAACAGACAUCUGAUUAUGAGUAUUUCAGCUACCCAGGUAGCAGCAAACCUGCUUCAUCCUUUGUUUUUAAAGCAAGUCACAUUUUAUAAGAGAAUGAUUUUACCGGUCUUCAAAAAUGUGUAUAAAGAUGCAUAGCCCACCAUUCUAGAACUGUGCCGUCUACAUGAGCCUCGCUCUUCGCAGAAAUCCACUUCUACUGUUAUGGUAUGAGUGCCUGUAUGCCUACUCGUAUGCCCAUUUAAACAUCCAAAUCAAGUUGUAAAGUAAGAUUUCAUGUUAAAGUCACUCUUUGUUAUGUAGUCAGUAUUGGAGGGAAUGGGGAUGUGGUUUCAAGCUACUUUUUUAGAAUAUAGAUAACUGUUGAAUGCAUUUGGACACAAAAUAGAGCAAGACCACAAAAAAGCACAAAUGAAGAUCUUUUUUUUUUUCCGAUUUAGUUUUCUGAAGCCAAAACAGGUCAAAGACAAUCUUAGCACUUGUUUUUCAUUUGGUACCAUGUUGUUUCAUGACUAAUUUAAAACAACAAAAAGCGUUUGAAGCAUUUCUUUACAUACUCCAUUGUGCGAGCUUUGUUCCCUUUCACAUAGCCAUUCCUAAUUGGGCAAAUUAUAGUUUUCUAGUUAGAAUGUGUAGUUCUUAAAAAUUGAAAAGUGACAACAUCCAGCUAGUUUGCCAUUCACUGAUCCAAACAGCUUUUACGAAGAAAAGCAAAGACGAAAACAGUUUCAUGCUUCACUCUACUGUACAAUAAAAAUGUUUAAACCGUAUGGCAUCAGCUGUUAAGUUCUCUGUUAAUGUCCUCGGAAUGAAACCAAUGAAAGUGCACUUGGGAGUGAACAAUGGACUCUUUAAUUUCUUUAGCCUCUGAGAAAAUGAGCGCAUGUACAUAAUAUAAAUAAUGUUGUGGUUGUUAUGUUUUAUAUUGUUUUAGCCAGUCUGACAUUUGUGUGCGGUAAAGUUCAACAACACAAAUAGCAUUUAAGAGUGUCAUGAAUUCAAUAAAAAGACAAAACAAA